This is a messenger RNA of Oikopleura dioica, 417 nucleotides long. NCBI's taxonomy places the organism in Eukaryota, Metazoa, Chordata, Appendicularia, Copelata, Oikopleuridae. The record is from the annotation of a GenBank genome assembly.
AUGAAGUUCCUUGCCGUUUUUCUUUCAUUGAUUGCAGCAAAAGAAACGCUUAUUGAAAUCGAAGGCAUACCAUCUGUAGAGGAAUGGGAGGCAGUUUUAGAUCAACACGAGGUGGUUAUUGCUGGCUAUUCUUAUUGCUUCUUUGCUAAAAACACGAUCAAGAAACUCGACGAGUUAAAAAUAGACUAUGCUUGGCUUCAAAUGGACAAGCAAAAAGCAAGUUCGGGAAAAUGGUACAACUUUAUGAAGGACUACACCGGAACGGGAAAAAUCAACAUUUUCAUGAAUGGCGAAGCUGCUUUUACAUCAGAAAUUGCGUUGAAAAAGUCACUGAUGAUGAAAUUGUUGCUAAAUAUGUCUCUGCUAAUUGAGUUACAAUUAUCAAAUAGACGAACAAAAAUAAAUCGUUUGAAUUGA